AUGACAAGGAUUCUCUAUACCAAACCCUCACAAAGCGACAAACACAACUCAACUUGUAGAUGGAAGUCACUUGGCUCUCGAUGUUAUUCGAGAUUAUCAAAAUAUGAAAGCUGUGUAUCCUGAAGGUGACAAAGGCGUGCUCAUAUCAUUUGGGCACGAAGGGAAAUGGUACUGGAAACAGCUUACUCCCAGUGAAUCGCUAUUCCGCGAUGAUCUGUUCAAACAAACAUGCCAAAACAUCCAGGACAGGAAUGAAACCAGGGUUAUCCGGGAUAUCUCCCUUCUGAUCGUGCCAUCAGCCGAGACUCUAACUGCAUAUGGCGCUGGACAUCUCAAGAUCUUGAUCGAGAGCACCAACGAAGGCUGGAGCAACUCUUUUCCCUUAACAGGCACGCGUCCACAGCCCGACUACUCCGUAGGAUUCAAGCGAGAGGCAUUCACCCAAGAGCAGCUCGACAAGCUCGCCCCAUUCAUUGGCGACUUCAUCGCUGGUGAUCAGUCGUACUUCAUGGCUACGUACUACAUGUACUUUCCGUUUCUUACUUGUGAGGUGAAGUGCGGUGCUGCAUCGCUAGAUAUCGCGGAUCGACAGAAUGCCCAUAGCAUGACUCUUGCGGUGAGAGCCACCGUCGAGCUCUUUAGACUUGUUGGUCGUGAGAUGGAGCUUCAUCGGGAGAUUCUCGCCUUCUCAAUUUCGCAUAAUCACAGGUCGGUGAGAAUAUAUGGACACUACGCAGUCAUUGAUGGGAAGGACACCAAGUACUACCGCCAUCCAAUCCAUGAGUUCAGCUUUACAGCUCUAGAUGGUAAGGAGAAAUGGACGGCAUACAAGUUCACCAAGAACGUCUAUGAUAUAUGGAUGCCGAAUCGUUUCAAACGGCUAUGUUCGGCCAUAGAUCAAAUCCCGGCAGAUCUGGAUUUCAGCGUUCCACAACUUUCCCAGAGCUUCGGGCUUUCACAAGAUCUCGAGCUCCACCAUCUCUCAGGAUCGAGUCAGCCCGAUUCUCAAUCACAAGAGUUCAGUCAGCAAAGUAAUGAAGGCGCAUAUGACACCACCCCCAAUACGUCCUUCACCGGCCGAGGCGGUUCGAAGUGUCCCAGGAAACGGCUUGCUGCAAACGAAUAAUGCGUAUUGAAAACUGUUUUGUAACACUACGUAUAUAUUGCUAUUCAACCAACUCAAUUCAGUCCGUGCUCUGCAGAGCUUCAAGUGCUCUGAAAAGUCUAGAUAAUGUGUUCAUAUAGCUGUUGAUGUCGACUACAGCGAGGUAGUUAAUAUCCUCGCUCAGCAUGAGGGAUGC
This is a messenger RNA of Verruconis gallopava, 1301 nucleotides long. RefSeq lists its product as uncharacterized. The transcript is spliced from 2 exons. The record is from RefSeq and is a predicted model, not a curated record. NCBI's taxonomy places the organism in Eukaryota, Fungi, Ascomycota, Dothideomycetes, Venturiales, Sympoventuriaceae. Bases 104 to 1126 code for a protein of 340 amino acids.